Molecule: messenger RNA, 198 nt
Organism: Cylicostephanus goldi
Lineage: Eukaryota; Metazoa; Nematoda; Chromadorea; Rhabditida; Strongylidae
Source: the annotation of a GenBank genome assembly
GAGAAUGUCGUUCUUCAUUUUGGGAGCAAUGACUUCGAAGCUCAUGGCAGGACACUAUUCGAUGCAAUAUAUAUAUGGAACUUGGAGAAUAGAUUGCUGGAUAACUAUGGCCCUCGCGUACUCUUGGAAGAGUGGAGCUACAAAAGCGGUCCAACAGUGAAUUUUCUUUUACAGCAUGUUGCUGAAAAGGAUGGAUAA